Molecule: messenger RNA, 1653 nt
Organism: Rhizophagus irregularis DAOM 181602=DAOM 197198
Lineage: Eukaryota; Fungi; Glomeromycota; Glomeromycetes; Glomerales; Glomeraceae
Biological process (GO): SCF-dependent proteasomal ubiquitin-dependent protein catabolic process
Cellular component (GO): SCF ubiquitin ligase complex
Molecular function (GO): protein binding
Source: RefSeq, a predicted model, not a curated record
AUGGCAAUAUCACAAUAUAAUGUUAUGCGAACGACCGAAUACUAUGAAAUAACUUAUGAGACACCGUUAUCAAACCAAGCUUAUAUUAUAUGUGAAAUAAUUUUUCAUUUAGAGGCUCAGCCUGACUUGGCUACUUGUUGUUUGGUAUCUCGUCUAUGGAACACUUGUACCACUCCAAUAUUAUGGAAGAAACCUUUUAUGAAACGCGCUUCAACUUUUGAUAAAUUUAUUAGAACUUUAGUUAGAACGAGACAACAUGCUACUUCUUAUGCUUAUGGUUGUUUUAUUCAAAGUCUUGACUUGUCGCGACUUUCUUGUUCUGCUGGUGAAUUGAAUUUGAUAUCUGAAUCUUGUGGAGUUUUAAAAUAUCUCGAUUUUUCUUACGUUAGAGAACUUAAAGAUGAUAUACUUAGUAGAAUAUCAGGACAAUGUUCGGAUUUAAAAUCUCUCAAAUUAUUGAAUUUACCAAAUAUAACUGAUCAUUCUUUAAUGCAAAUCAUUAAUAGAUGUCAUCGUUUAGAACAUCUCGCUAUUGGUGAUUGUAUAAACAUUAAAAAUGAUUCUUUUCUUCAACUUGCUAUUUCUGCUGAACAUCUUGUUACUCUUGAAAUAUUUAUUGGUAAUACUAUUGAGAAUGAUACUUUUAUGCUUAUAACUCAACAUUGUUUACGUUUGAAGAAUUUACAUAUUUGGGAUUGUGGUACUCUUGAUGAUAAUGCUAUUAUUACUAUGGCUUUUAAUUUAAAUAUAAAUUUGGAAUCUUUAAUAUUACAAAAUUUAAGAAAUAUAACUGAUUUAUCUAUGAAACAAGUGGCAAUAAGAUGUCCUAAUAUUCGUCAUUUAGGUUUGGAACCUUAUGAAGGGGUUACAAAUGAUACUUUAAAAGUUAUAGCUAAUUAUUGUUUACGUAUAGAAUCUUUUCAAUUUACUUUACAUAAAGCGGAAAAUAUUUCAAAUGAUGGAUUCUUAAUGAUGGCUGAAAGAUUGAAAUUGCUUAAUAAAGUGACUUUUCAGUAUUCAACCCCUUUUGUUACUGAUGUUACUUUAAGCAUGUUGGGUAUUAGAUCUGCUAAUAAUUUAACUUAUCUUCAUCUUUAUAAUUGUAAUUUUACUGAUUCAUCUUUUUGGGUACUUGAAAAGAGUCAUCCUCCUAUUAGUGAUCUUUGUUUAUUCGCUAUACCUAAUGUUACUGAUGAUCCCAUAAUUGCUCUACUUAGGAGUAUUUCUGGUACUCUUACUUCUUUACAAAUAUCAAAUUGUGAUCGAAUAACAGAAGAUGUGGUAAUUUCUGGUAUAGGAAGAUAUUGUAGAAAUUUAAAGAAAUUAAGUUUAUUCCCUUCAACGGAUUUUACAAUACGUGAUUUAGAUGCAAUCGUUUCAGUAUGUUUACAAUUAAAAGAAUUUUAUUUAGCCAGUACUGAAGAUAUUCCAAAUACGAUUAUUGCACCAACAAUAACGCGUCUUAGAAAUCUCGAAAAAUUACGGAUUCGUGUUAAUCCUAAUUUAACACCGGAUGAUGUAUCGAUGAUUUGUUGUGGUUGUUAUAAAUUACAAGAAUUCUUUUUUGGACGCAGUGAAUAUUUAAACGAUGAUUUUGUUCAUAAUUAUAAUCUUGAUGGAAGAAAAAAACCUCUUAUAGUAUUGGGACCAUGA